AUGGUCAACUUCAAACUCCUCCUCGCUUCGGCUUUGCCACUCACCACCGUCCUUGCCUUCCCUCAAUACGCUGCUGAAAGUCGUGGUCUCAACCUCGCUCACUUUGAGAAGACCGUCGACGAUAUCAUCAAACGCGCCAACAUUCCCCAACUCCAUGCCGAUGCCCGCGAGCGUCGUCGCAACAAACGUGCCCCUACUUUCUCCGAGUCCCAACUGGUUGACAUCACCGGUGUGCAUGCGUUCAAAGCGCCUGGCGCUUCGGACACGCGAGGUCCUUGCCCUGGUCUGAACGUGCUCUCCAAUCAUGGAUGUGAGUGAUCAGGAGUUCACUUUGCGUGAGGUACCCUUGAGCUGAAUCAAGGGGUGUCUCUCCCAACCUUGCAACAGACUUUGCACGCAACGGUAAUACGAACCUCGUUGAAUCCAUCAGUGCUCUUGUCGAAGUUUUCAACAUGGGUGUCGACACUGCCGUAAGCCCUUUGACCAACUCCCGACUGGGUCAAACAUCCCUUCUGACCUCGGUCUCAUUUUCGCCUGCAAUACAGACCGUGCUCGUCGCCUACUCGAUCGCCAUCAUCGGCGACCCCAUCGCUCUGACUUGGAGCAUCGGUCGUUCACCUGACAAGAGUACGCUCCUUCCUGGCAUCCUGUCCGCCCCGGGUGGGAUUGAUCAGUCGCACAAGUAAGUUUCUUCGCUUGCUGGCGCAUUCCAUCUGCGGAAAUCAACACUUGCUAACGCUUCCCGUUUGAUUCGGUGGCUUCACAGCAACUAUGAGAGUGAUGCCUCGGUGACUCGCGGUGAUUCUUUCCUGACCAAUGGCGAUGUCUGGAGUGUCCAGAUCGGUAAGUUUAACUGCGCACCACGUUUCUAGACCUAUAUACAGCAAAACUAACCUCACACUUUUGAUCGAACCCCAUUCAAACUUCACAGACAAGUUCAAGGCGUUGUACAACUUGCAACCGGACCCUGCUACGGCCGAUUACACCCGCGACAUCCUCGUCCAACAUCGCAACUUUACGAUCCAACAAUCCAUCAGCACCAACCCCAACUUUUACUUCGCGUACGUUCUACAUCUGUCCUGGCUCACUUCAUCCCAAACCAGCGCACUGACCAAAGUGCUCCCCCCUUUUAUCCCUUCUCAUAGACCGUGGUCCGGCCUGGUAGUCGCCACCGCGGCGCACAACUUUGUCGCGCACUUUUUCGCGAACCAUUCCGCUUCCCGUCCGGAAGGUUACCUCGAUCAAUCGACCUUGAAAUCCUUCUUCUCCAUCGUCGGUGACACCCCCGAAACGUUUACUUGGGUACCAGGCGAAGAACGUAUCCCUUCGAAUUGGUACAAACCUUCUACGCCUUACACCUUGGUCGACGUCGUUACCGAAGUCGUCGCCGCGAUUCUCGCCGUUCCCGCGGCGGGUAAGAUCGGUGGUAAUACGGGCAAGGUGAAUUCUUUCGUCGGCGUCGACGUCGCCAACGUUACUGGUGGCGUAUUGAACGCUCAAACGUUAUUGGAAGGAAAUAACCUCUUCUGCUUCGCUUAUGCGACAGCUCGAGCGGGAGUUCCAACCAUCUUGGGAGGACUCGUUUCCACUUUGGGUCAGACGCUUGGGUUCUUGGAUUCAAAAUUGGCGGGAAUCUUGCCUCAAUUGGGAUGCCCCCAAUUGGACAAGUUGAACUUGGAUGCGUUUAACCAAUUCCCGGGUCGUGGUUAG
This is a messenger RNA of Microbotryum saponariae, 1710 nucleotides long. Lineage: Eukaryota; Fungi; Basidiomycota; Microbotryomycetes; Microbotryales; Microbotryaceae. The record is from the annotation of a GenBank genome assembly.